AUGCAGUUUCAAGCUUGGAAAGCCUGCGAAACUUCAGUGAACACGUUACAUUUCGACUUCGAAACUAGGAGAGAUGGGGCGUUGAUCAUCUACUCACAGUCGAACUCGGCGAAUAGUUUCGAGUUUUUAGAGGUUAAAAUCGUGAGAGGACAAUUAAAAAUACGGUAUAAAGUGCAAUCUGGCAAUCAUGAAACUUUACAGGUAUGCGGAGAUAGUUUAGACGAUGGAAGUUGGCAUAAUUUAAAUGUAACGUACCUUAAAAGUAAUUUUACCUUCUUCGUUGAUGGCUACAAGUGCUCGAGUAAAUACAAUCUUCCAGUUAGAAAGAAUUUAUUAAGCCCUGAAUCGAUUGAGUACCGUAAGGCCGGUACUGAAGAUGAUGAUGGAUAUCUUUUUAUCGGCGGUAUACCGAAGAAUCGAUUCGAUAAACCGUUAAAGUUAUCGUCGGUCAAAUACCAAACGACAUUUCAAGGUACAAUUCGACGCGCCAUGAAAUCGGACUGCGGGGGAGUGGCCGACGACCUGACCUUGUUGGGAGGUCACGGGGUCAAGAGUGAAGUCGAAGAUGUCUGCGCCGUCAACAACGUCUGCAAGAACGGAGGCAGAUGCAUCAGUAGCGAUGGGGGACCCGUCUGCGAGUGCCACUUCACUAACUACGAUGGGGUCAACUGCGAACGAGAUGCGAUUAAGACCGCCAACAGACCGGUCAUAAUCGUAUUUGCAUUUGUGUCGGUACUUGUCGGUCUUCACGAAUAUUCACUAGAGAGUCACGGAGAUGUGCUGAUGAUGAUGGCCAGUGAUCACGUGGUUUUGGCUGCCAAAUCAGGAACGGUCAUAUUGUCCGGCAGAGAAGUGCCACAACUCACCAACAUCAACGACUACAUAUCUAACAGAGGACAGAUCGUCAGCUUUACAAGUCCAUCUCAAAAACGGUUACCUGAGAAGCCAGAGAGGUUGAAUAUUUGCCUUAUAUUUAAAGUGAAGUAUAAGAUUAAGAAGUAUAAGCCAGUAAAGUGA
This is a messenger RNA of Helobdella robusta, 1017 nucleotides long. RefSeq lists its product as hypothetical. Lineage: Eukaryota; Metazoa; Annelida; Clitellata; Rhynchobdellida; Glossiphoniidae. The record is from RefSeq and is a predicted model, not a curated record. Bases 1 to 1017 code for a protein of 338 amino acids. The transcript is spliced from 6 exons.